AUGUUCAAAAGAGCAAAGCAAGUUGACGAAAAUGUCUUCAAACAGCCAAGACUCAAAGCGACACACGAGGUGAAGACACACUUGAGAGAAAGAACAGAGACUGAGAAAAUCUACCACCUGUUCUCGGCUCCGAACAAGAGAAAGACUGUGUUCAGAAUGAUCCUCAGCUUAAAGCAGUCGGAGCUGGAGAAAAAUGUGUACAUGCUGGCCGAGAAUUUGCUAGGCACCUUAAUAGCAGACAAGAGCAUUGACAGGCUAUUCUACAUGGCAUUUUCCAGACUCCUCAAGACAGGAAGCACAUCGUCAAUGAAAAAGCUGUGUGCCGACCAUUUAAAGGCACAAAUGUGCAGCGACAGGAGCUAUUCCACAUUUCUCGAAUUUCUUAUGAGGCAUUUUAAAAGCGCAAUUGCGGACAACAAAAACGAAAUCGCAGAGUUUGUAGAUGACAAAAGCCUUAAGUCAAAGGUGCUGUCACUGAAGGAAAAGACGCCAAGUACCAGAGUCAGCUUUAAUGAAGCAUUUUACUACACAAGAUAG
Messenger RNA from Vittaforma corneae ATCC 50505, 537 nucleotides. RefSeq lists its product as uncharacterized. Bases 1 to 537 code for a protein of 178 amino acids. The transcript has a single exon. The record is from RefSeq and is a predicted model, not a curated record. NCBI's taxonomy places the organism in Eukaryota, Fungi, Microsporidia, Nosematidae.